AUGGCAUCGACUGAAGUUCGGUCGGCCGAGUCGGCCGACCAUACGGUCGAGACACCCGCACUCAACAAACAGAUCGACGGGAAUGUGGGUGAGAAAUUUGGCGGGAAAGCCGAUGCCUCCAAAGUCGACGCCGAGGAGGUCGAGGCGGACCUCGACUUGUAUGUGCCUUUGAUUAUGGAAGACGGCAUAGUCGACGAGCGCGACCCCCUAACGAUUCGAUCCGUCCUUAUUGGCAUUAUCUUGGGCUCUCUGGUCAAUGCUUCCAAUCUGUAUCUCGGCUUGAAGACAGGUUUCACUUUUGCGGCAUCCAUGUUCGGCGCCAUAUUCGGAUACGGAAUCAUCAAGAUCUGCUCGAAGAGCAAGCUUCCUAUUAUCGGCGGUAGCUUCGGGCCCCAAGAGAACAGUAUUAUCCAGGCCGCGGCCACCGGCGCCGGAGGCAUUGCGGGAAUCUUCGUCUCUGGUAUUCCUGCGAUGUACCAACUCAAGGCCCAGACAGGCACGCCAAACGGAGAUUUCGGCGCGCUCAUCACCAUCACCAUCGUCUGCUCUUUCUUCGGCCUGUUCUUCGUUACUCCCCUCCGGAAGUUCUUCAUCAUUCAGGUUGGACGAGAAUUGAAUCUCGUCUUUCCGACUGCCACCGCUGUGGCCUUGACCAUCAAGUCGAUGCACGCUGGCGGCGCUGGUGCUCGGGAGGCCCUGAGCAAGCUCAAGGCUCUCAGUUUAGCCUUUGCUGCGUCCCUUGUCCAGCGAGUCGCGUCGUAUUACGCCGUUGGUAUCCUGUACGACUGGCACGUGUUCACAUGGAUUCACAUAUGGAGCGGGUACACGAGCUGGGCCAUGAAUAUCGAGAGUUGGGGUUGGUGGUUUGAGUGGACGCCCGCCUUCAUUGGCAGCGGCAUCCUCAUCGGUAUGAACUCGGCGCUCUCCAUGUUCGGUGGCGCGAUCAUCGCGUGGGCAAUCAUCGGCCCUACUCUCGUGCACUAUGGCGAGUGUGUUGGCAAGCGCCAGAUCGAGGACGACCCGCGAUGGGCAGACUGGUACUCGUUUGCCUCCCUCAGGAACCUCGGCCAUGAGAAGCCAUCUCCGCGAUACUGGCUCCUAUGGCCCGGCGUUAUGAUUAUGGUUUGCACAUCGCUGGCCGAGCUAGUGGUGCAGUACAAGGUGAUCGGGUAUGCCGGUAAAGUAAUCUGGCAGAAAACUUGUAUUAGGGUCAAUACGUUCCUGGUUAAGCGCGGUAAACACUCCAACUAUUUCGCCACGCGAGCUACCGUGGAGGUGAAAGCAUCCGAGAACAUUAUCGACGAUCCGGCACCGCCGGAGCAGCAGGUGCCGACGUGGAUGUGGAGUGUCGGCCUCGUUGUCACCAUCGCAGCGGCCAUGGUCAUCUUUGCCCUGCAAUGGGGGAUGAACCCUGGUUUGACGAUCCUCGCUUGCCUGCUGGGUUUCCUCUUCUCCUUCUUGGCCAUCCAGAUCGGCGCUGUUACCGAUACGACUCCGCUGACCGCCGCGUCGAAGGCCAGUCAAUUAAUCUUCGGUGCUGCCACCCAAGGCAAGGGGUAUUCACUCAAGACCGCGCAGCGAAUCAACCUGACGGCCGGUGUUGUGGCGUCGGGGGGCGCUGAUGUUGCCAUGUCGCUAACAAGCGAUUUCCGCACUGGCUUCUUGCUAGGAACUUCGCCCAUUAAGCAGUGGUACGCGCAAAGCUUGGGAACCAUCAUUUCCGUCUUCCUCGCGCCAGGGAUGUUUGUCCUCUUCACGACCGCUUACCCAUGCAUUCUCGAUCCUGAGGUCGAACACUGUGCCUUCGGUGUUCCAUCGGUGGCGGCAUGGGCAGCCGUAGCGCAGGCUGUCACCGAUCCGGACGUCAGCAUUCCCCUGACGUCGGGCAUUUUCUCCAUCGUUAUGGGUAUAUUCUGCGUGGUCCAGGUCGUGUUCCGGCACUUCUACCUGGUGGGCGGGCGGGAGAAGUACCGACAAUACCUCCCGAACUGGGGGGCCAUCGCGCUGUCGUUCGUGCUCCCGAAUCCCGUCUUCACCACUGCGGCUAUGUUUGGGGCACUGGUGGCGUGGGGAUGGAGGAAGUGGAAAAUCCAGAGCUUUGACCUGUAUGGCUACGCCGUCGCCGCCGGGUUCAUCGCAGGCGAAGGUCUAGGCGGCGUCGUAGGGGCGGCCCUCCAGAUCGGCGGGGUUUCCGGCGACAUACUUGGCACCACCGUCGGCUGCCCAGGCGGGUUCUGUUAA
Durotheca rogersii is the source of this 2241-nucleotide messenger RNA. Its product is annotated as oligopeptide transporter. Gene Ontology annotation, cellular component: fungal-type vacuole membrane. Gene Ontology annotation, molecular function: oligopeptide transmembrane transporter activity. The record is from RefSeq and is a predicted model, not a curated record. The transcript has 2 exons. The coding region runs from base 1 to 2241 and encodes 746 amino acids. NCBI's taxonomy places the organism in Eukaryota, Fungi, Ascomycota, Sordariomycetes, Xylariales, Xylariaceae.